ACCGGAUGUUGAUACUAGCUCGAAAGCGCAGGAACAGCUGAAAAAGAAUAACAAAGCCACGACGACAAAAACAACAGACAUACGCCUAAAAUACAUCUUACAUAUUCUUGACACCAUCGCUGGACGGUUGAUUUGAUACUAUUGAAGCCAGUUUUAAGAAGGAGGUGGUGAUAGUUUCAUAACUCAGAGAUCAGACGAUGGGGCGUAUCUUCCUGGACCACAUUGGCGGAACUCGCCUCUUCUCUUGUGCCAACUGUGACACUAUCCUGACUAAUCGCUCUGAGCUCAUCUCCACACGAUUCACUGGAGCCACAGGCAGAGCUUUCCUCUUCAAUAAGGUGGUGAAUCUCCAGUACAGCGAGGUCCAGGACAGAGUGAUGCUUACCGGCAGACACAUGGUGAGGGACGUCAGCUGCAAGAACUGCAACAGCAAACUGGGUUGGAUCUAUGAGUUUGCUACUGAGGAUAGUCAACGGUAUAAAGAGGGACGUGUCAUCCUGGAGAGGGCACUGGUUAGGGAGAGUGAGGGCUUUGAAGAGCAUGUCCCUUCAGACAACUCAUGAGCUCUGGAUGUUGCUAUGCCUGCCUAUCCCUCUCCUCUAACCCUUUGCCUCUGUGCUGAGAAUCACCACCUGCAGACUUAGUGGUCAGUGAAGUUUUGACUUCAACCCCCACACUCCUUCCCUGUCUCUGGCAUAUGACCUUAGACCUUUGCUGAUUAGAAGAAUGGUGUGCUGGAUAGGCUUCUUCAAAAUACUCCUCUAUUUAUGUGUCACUGGGCAGUCCUACCAACACAGCUGACAGCAUUGUUAGGGAGUUGUACCAUCACUAAAGUGUGAGCACGAUCAUAAAUUUUUUUUUUAUCCUCUCACAAACUCACCCAGCACACUUUCAGAGUGAUAAAAAAAAAACAAUAUGCAUGAUGUUAAAUGGGUCCCUCACAUUUAAAACGUUCACCUUGUUUUAUUUACAGAAAUAAGUAGACUGCUAAAUAUGAUUAUUGUUCUGAUGUGAACCAACCAGCCCUCUACAAAGACCUGUUAAAUGAGCCAAUUGAGAUGUAAUUUUUCAUACUGCUUUUGUGGUAUGUGCUUCUGUGUUGUGAGGUUUGUCUCAGCAUGUCACCUUUUUAGUCCUGAAUGCAAAUAAGACACCAAGACCAUUCACCCUGUAUCGGUUACAUUUUCUUAGCUUGUAGUUUAAUGGAUAUAUUACUGUUCAAAAUCUCUGUUCUCAUCCAAAUGAUGCCAUGAGGACCGCACAGAUUGAUGUCAUUUUUUUGUAUUUAUUGUUAAGCUUGACAAUGAUUACUUUUUUCCAUCUUGCUCACAAAUUGUGCAUAUAUUUUGAUUGACAUGCCGUUGUUGAAAUGUAUUCAGAGUGGUGUUUUUGUCUCAUUCAUCGCCUGGAAGUGGUGUCCCACACAGUUGACAGAUAUUCUACUGAAUUCAGUUGUAGCAAUCCACAUCUGUUACCAUGGAUUCUGUGUCUGUAUGUGCAGUGAAGAGCAUGUCCCUUUUGUGACUUGUCAGAAGCAUGCAUCUUUCGGCCACGUGUCGUCUUUGUGACUGAGGCCGAAUGUGUGUUAAAUGUGAUCAAGGCUUUUUCUGGUUGUCUGUUGUUUUAAGGGGGUGGGUCAUCUUUGAAAACAGCUGUAUUUCCAGAGGAAUUACUAAAAACAUAAUGCACUGGCCAUUCGGUAAAUGGUGUUUAAGUCUGAAAAUAUAUUUAAAUCCUGCUGGUGUUUGACCAUUUAAACACAGUUCUUUGCAGAUGCUGUCUCCAGGUGUUGGAAGUAUUUUAAGCAAAGUGACCCACCCUCUUUAUAUUGGGUUUCGUCUUUCUGAAAACACAAAGCCAGGUGACCUUUAAGAGUGUUUUCUUUAAAAUCAAGUCCUUGUCCAUGAUAGACUAGAGCCUCCAUUUUAUAUGAUCAAAUUGUAGUGAAAAAAAGAUAUAUUUUUGACAUUUUGUGUCAGUUUUUGAGCCUUGUGGCACUGAUGCAACAUCAGGCUAGAGUUAGUAUGAAUGCUUUUAGGCGUUACCAAAAUGGUUCAGCCUUCACUACCUUUACAAGGUCAUUCAAGGCAGUGUGGGGUUAGGGUUUCUGCAAAGGCAAAGAUAAAUACACAUUCACAUCAUUCAAGUUCCAAAGUUAGUGCAGUGUACUGUUGCCAUCAUUUUGUUCACUUUUAUAAUUUUAUUCAUAUGCUAUUUGUUUUAUUUACAAUACAUUAUAUGAGUGUUAGUUUGGCUGACACGUUUAUCUUGAAUAUUUCUUGACUUGAAAAUAGAAAAAUAAUUGUUUUCUUCUUUGGUUAUGGCAAGAUUUUCUCAGAUGUGCUUUCUAAAUAAAGAUGCAGUCUUGCUGAAUUCA
Molecule: messenger RNA, 2377 nt
Organism: Melanotaenia boesemani (Boeseman's rainbowfish)
Lineage: Eukaryota; Metazoa; Chordata; Actinopteri; Atheriniformes; Melanotaeniidae
Product: protein yippee-like 5
Exons: 3
Coding region: 198-563 (121 amino acids)
Source: RefSeq, a predicted model, not a curated record